AGAACACUGACAGAAGCCAACAUGUCUCUCUCAAACGAAGAAAUUGAAGAGGCCAAGGACACAUUUUCCCUGUUUGACCGAAAGGGAGAUAAUAAAGCUGCUUGCAGUCAAAUCGGGGAUAUUUUGAGGUCCAUGAAUUUAAAUCCAACAAUUGCAGAAGUAAAGAAGCUCACUGAAGGAAAGGGAGCUGAUCACCGUUUCUCAUUUGAAGAAUUCCUUCCCAUGUACCAGUCAAGUGUAAAAUGCAAAGACCAAGGAGAGUUUGAAGAUUACAUGGAAGGUUUAAAAGUUUUUGACAAAGAAGGAAAUGGCCUUAUCAGUGGCGCUGAGUUGAGACAUGUGAUGGGCACACUUGGUGAAAGAAUGAGUGAUGAUGAGAUUGAAGCAGUAUUGGUUGGCUUUGAGGACGGAGAUGGCAAUGUCAAUUAUGAAGAUUGGGUCAAACACAUCAUGACACUGCCGACAUAUAACUAGUAUCCUGUCGUAUGUAGAGCCUGUGGCCUAUUUCGCUACCGUAUAUUUUCUUACCGAAAUUAAGUUGAAACAAAACUUGAUUUUUCUUUGUUUAACAACGAUAGAUUUAUAAAAACUGAACUUGACCAUUAGGCAAAUAGAUAGAACAUUGAAAGUUUUGUUUCGGGACGAAAGUAUACAGCAACGAAUGUGCAAUGAAAAGUAUAAUUUAAACUGAGUUAUUAAUCUGGAAGAUAAAUGUAAACCUCCUAUCGUGGCAAUAAUUACCGAUUUACCUAACAGUCUCCAUGCCAACACAACUGACCUUUUAUACCAGCCAAUAAUAUCUGUCAUAUUCACUGAUUCUGAUUGGAUGACAUUAUUGAGUUGUGAUGAAUAAUUUGUAGUAGUGCUUGUCUGAAAAAGAAGACAAGUUUUCUGGGUAUUGACAAACAUUUAGCCAAUCAUUUUGUGUACAGUGUUUAGUAGAUGUAGUUCCUUGCGUUCAUUUUUACUGUAUCAAAAAAAAAAUAUUUUUUUCACAUAUAUUAUUUGUUCGGGUGGCUUAUACUACUUAGUUCUAUUCAUCAUUUGGUCGCCAUGGGAACAUGACGACAAUUUCGCUAUAGACAGUGCAUUGUGUCUUUUCUCUUAUUUUCAAAACUACUUUCCCUCUCUUAUCUUCUCAUAUUGCUAGAUGUCUUGUAGUAUCUUCUUUCAGAACUGUUUCUCGAUUUCUAGGGAUUUGAUGCAUGUUCACAUGACGACCAUUCUUAGAGAGCAAAAUACCAUGAUAACAGUUCAUGCAAGCUCAACAAUGACUUGCAAUAUUCCUGUGUACAAUUUCAUAUUUCAGAUGUAUUUUCAAAAUGAAAUGGAAAUCCUCUUUUGAUUUAACAUUGUUUUUGUCAGGAAUAAAUUGCUUUCUGAAUUUUAAA
Saccoglossus kowalevskii is the source of this 1391-nucleotide messenger RNA. Its product is annotated as myosin alkali light chain. Gene Ontology annotation, cellular component: myosin II complex. Gene Ontology annotation, molecular function: calcium ion binding. The record is from RefSeq and is marked provisional. Lineage: Eukaryota; Metazoa; Hemichordata; Enteropneusta; Harrimaniidae.